AUGAGGCCCUCAAUCCUGUUUGCUGCCUUCCUCUGGCUCCGGGCUUUCUUGGCCAAGGGAGAUGAGUGUCACACCCUGGCAGGGAGCCCGGACAGAGAGAGUGGAGGACCACCUCUGAAAGUGAACGUCAGCAGCCAGGGGAGGCCUACUAGCCUCUUUCUGAGCUGGGCAGCCCCGGGGCCAGACAAAUUGAGCCAUGCCCUCCGCCUCACCCACCUGAGUCCCCUGGGCUCUCCAGAAGGGCAGCCGCUCCAGGCCCACACCGACGCAUCCAGCUUUGAGUUCCGGGACCUGGUGCCAGGAAGUCGUUACCUGCUGGAAGUGACUGCCCUGCGAGCCUGCGGACAGAAUGCCACGGUCACCCUCGCUGCCCGCACCGCCCCAUCGACUGUCUACAACCUGCGGCUCCGCAGCCCUGGGAGCCCAUCCAGCCUCGAGGCCUCAUGGGGGGCUGCCCCUGGGGAGCAGGAUGGCUACCAACUUCUCCUCUACCACCUAGAAUCCCAGGCGUUGGCCCAUAAUACCUCCAUGCCACCAGGCACCCUGUCCUACAAUUUUAGCAACCUCCUACCAGGUAGCGAGUAUGUUCUGGAGGUUACCACCUGGGCUGGCAACCUCCAGGCGAAGACCAGCGUCCACCAGUGGACAGCCCCCGUGUCUCCUCCUGAGCUGGUGCUGCGGACCCUGAGCACCAGGGCCCUACAAGCCUCCUGGAGCAGGUCUGAGGGGGCUGCCCGGCUCCACCUGGUGCUCACGGACCUCCUGGAUGGCACCAACCUGACCGCGGUAGUCAGACGCGGGGUCUCCAAUCACACCUUCCUUCACCUCUCUCCGGGCACCCUCUACGAGCUGACGCUCAGGGCUGUUGCCGGGCCCCAAUGGGUGGCGGGGCCCAAUGCCACUGAGUGGACCUAUCCCUCUGCUCCUCUGGACCUGGUGCUCAUUCCCCUGCCCUCCGUGCUCUGGGCAAGCUGGAAGGCGGGGCCUGGUGCCUGCGAGGGCUACCUGCUCAGGCUAAGCGGGCGGGUGGAGAAGAACACCACUCGGGACCCUGGAGCCCUCAACGCCACAUUCCUGGGGCCCCUGCCUGCUGGACACUACACUCUGGAGCUGAGGGCUCUGGCUGGGCCCUACGGCGCCUGGGCCCGGGCCAGUGCCUGGCUGGAUGAUUCUGCCGCCCAGCCCAGACGAAGCAAUGGUACCAACCUCCAGCUGGAUGGGCUGGCGGCCACCAGGGAUCCCAGGAGGCAGGCACUGCUCUACACUGAGGGAGCCCCAGGCCUCCUCAGAAACAUCUCCGUGCCACCUGCCACCACCCGGGCCAUGACCCGGAGUCUCACAGACCAUACCAAGCCCCUGGCGCCACAGUCCCUGGAGGUCACCGGCGGGGGCAGCCCCUCUGACCUGGCCAUGGGUUGGGCCCCCAGUCCAGGGCAGCAAGAAGGCUCCAGGGUCACCUGGCAUCAUGAGGGCAGCCAGAGGUCACGGGACAGUCUUGUCGCCUGGGGACCAGAUAGUUCCAGAUAGUUCCUGACUCUGAGGGCUCUAAUGCUCGGCUCUUGCUGCAACACUGUGUCAGUGUGGACCUGGGCAGGGAAACUCAACUCCAGCUUUGUGAGCCCCCAUGCGUUCCCGGUCCCUGCUCCUCCUGCCAAUCUGAGCCUGGGCCUUGCCUCCCAGCCUCCUGCCCUGACUGCCUCCUGGAGCCCCCCACCGGGGGACAAGGAUGGCUUCCAGCUGUGGCUUUACCGCUUGAGGCCCCUGACUCUGGAAAGCAAGGAGACUCUGGCUCCGGAGGCUCAGAACUUCUCCUGGGCCCAGCUGCCCCCAGGCACCGAGUUCCUGGUUCAGCUGGUCACCCUGCGGGGUCCAGAUGAGAGCAGCAGAGCCAACGCCACAGGCUGGACGCCCCCCCUCGCCCCUCCUCUGGUAAAUGUGACCCCUGAAGGUCCCACCCAGCUCCGGGCAUCCUGGGCCCAUGCUCCCGGGGCACGAGAUGGCUACCAGGUGACUCUGUACCAGGCAGGGGCCCAGGCAGGCACCAGCACCGUGGGAGCUGAGGUGGACAGCACCAGCUUCUCAGCUCUGACUCCGGGCACUCUGUACGAGGUGGAGAUCGUCUCGAAGGCUGGACCCCUCCACACGGCAGCAGCCAAUGCCUCCGGCUGGACCUCCCCGCUCACGCCCAGCGAGCUGCUGGUGUCCAUGCAGGCGGGCAGCGCCGUCAUCAACCUGGCCUGGGCCAGUGGCCCCCUGGGGCACGGGGUGUGCCAUGCCCAACUCUCAGCGGCUGGGCACCUCUCCUGGGAGCGGCCCCUGGGGCUCGGCCAGGUCCGCCUCAUUCUGAGGGAACUCACGCCCGGACGCAAUCUGUCCCUGUCCGUGCUGUGCCGGGCGGGGCCUCUGCAGGCAUCCACUCACCCCGUGGUGCUGCCUGUCGAGCCUGGCCCUGUGGAGGACGUGCAGUGUCAGCCUGAGGCCACUCGCCUGGCCCUGACCUGGAUGGUGCCCUCGGGGGAUGUGGCCAUCUGUCUGGUGGUGGCAGAGCAAGUGGCUGCCGGAGGGAGUGCUCACCUCGUCUUCCAGGCCAAUACCUCGGGGGACGCUCUCCUCUUGCCCAGCCUGGUGCCUGCCACCUCCUAUCGCCUCAGCCUCACCGUGCUGGGCAGGAACGGUCUGUGGAGUCGUGUGGUCACCCUGGUGUGCGCCACUUCUGUGGAGGGCUGGCACCCCCCGGAUUUAGCUGCAGCCCCCCAGCUAGAGCCAGAGGCGGGGAUGGGAGUGAUGAUCACACGGGGCAUGUUUGGCAAGGACGAUGGGCAGAUUCAGUGGUACGGCGUCAUUGCUACCACCAACAUGUCACUGGUUCGGCCUCCCCAGGAAGCCAUCAACCACACGUGGUAUGACCACUACUAUGGAGGACAUGACUCCUACCUGGCCAUCCUGCUUCCCAACCCCUUCUACCCGGGGCCCUGGGCUGUGCCGAGAUCCUGGAUGGUGCCCAUGGGUACAGAGGACUGUGGCCAGACCCAGGAGAUAUGUAACGGGCAACUCAAGCCAGGUUCCCAGUAUCGGUUCAGUGUUGUGGCUUUUACCAGAUAUAGCCCUCCCGAGACUAUUAUCUCCUUCUCGGCCUUCUCAGAGCCCCGGGUCAGCGUCUCCAGGGCAGUCAUGCCCCUCCCAGCGGUGGUGGGCAUCAUGGGGGGCUGUGUCGUCACCAUCUGUGCCAUGCUGGGCCUGCUGUGCUGGAGGAGGGUGAAGGGGCAGAGGGCAGAGAAGAAUCGGUUUUCCCAAGAGCUGACAGCUUACAACCUGCGGCGGACCCACCGGCCCAUCCCGAUUCAAAGCUUCCGGCAAAGCUAUGAGGCCAAGAGUGCACACGCUCACCAGGCUUUCUUUCAGGAGUUCGAGGAGCUGAAGGAGGUGGGCAAGGAGCAGCCCAGACUGGAGGCAGAGCACCCGGCCAAUGCCACCAAGAACCGUUACCCACACGUGCUACCCUAUGACCACUCCCGGGUCAGGCUGACCCAGCUGGAGGGAGAGCCCCACUCCGACUACAUCAAUGCCAACUUCAUCCCAGGCUACACCGACCCGCAGGAAUUUAUUGCCACCCAGGGGCCUCUCAAGAAAACUCUGGAGGACUUCUGGCGGCUUGUGUGGGAGCAACAAGUUCAUAUCAUCGUCAUGCUGACUGUGGGCAUGGAGAACGGGAGGGUGCUGUGUGAGCAUUACUGGCCAGCAGACCCUACCCCCAUCACCCACGGUCACAUCAUGGUCCACCUGCUGGCUGAGGAGCCCGAGGAUGAGUGGACCAAGCGGGAGUUCCAGCUGCAGCAUGUUGCCCAGCAACAGCAGCGGAGGGUGAAGCAGCUGCAGUUCACCACCUGGCCCGACCACAGCGUCCCCGAGGCCCCCGGCUCCCUGCUCACCUUCGUGGAACUGGUACGGGAGCAGGCGAGGGCCACCCAGGCCACCGGACCCAUCUUGGUGCACUGCAGUGCGGGUGUGGGCCGCACGGGCACCUUCGUGGCCCUGUCGAGGCUGCUGCAGCAGCUGGAGAAGGAGCAGACCGUGGACGUGUUCAACGCGGUGUACACGCUGCGGCUAUACCGGCCCCUCAUGAUCCAGACCCCGAGCCAGUACAUCUUCCUGCACAGCUGCCUCCUGAACAAGAUUCUGGAAGGGCCCUCUGACAUCUUUGAGUCCCAGCCCAUCUCGGUGACGAACUUUGCACAGGCCUGCGCCAAGAGGGCGGCCAACGCCAACGCUGGCUUCUUGAAGGAGUACAAGCUCCUGCUCCAGGCCAUCAAGGACGUGGCUGACUCUUCGGCGCCCCCUCCUGGCUAUGAGCAGGACAGCAUGGUCUCCUACGACUAUUCUCAAGUGCAGUUUUCUCCGGUGGAGGACAGCCCCCCUAAUGAGAUGCUCGAAGCCUGGCUCUUCCCGGGUGGGCCUUCUGGCCAUGACCACGUUGUGCUGACUGGCCCUGCAGGGCCCGAGGAGCUCUGGGAGCUGGUGUGGGAGCACAGGGCCCACGUGCUGGUCUCCCUGUGCCCGCCUGACACCUGGGAGAAGCCUCAGGAGUUCUGGCCAACGGAGACGCGGCCUAUUGUCACGGACAUGGUGACGGUGCACUGGGUGGCCGAGAGCAGCACGGCAGGCUGGCCCUGUACCCUCCUGAGGGUCACACACGGGAAGAGCAGGAAGGAGAGGGAGGUGCAGAGACUGCUGUUCCCGUGCUGGGAGCCAGGGCGUGAGCUCCCGGCCACCACCUUGCUACCCUUCUUGGCUGCCGUGGGCCGGUGCUGCUCUCGGGACAAGACGAAGCCAGGCACACUGCUCAGCCACUCCAGCAGGGGUGUGGCCCAGCUGGGCACCUUCCUGGCCAUGGACCAGCUGCUGCAGCAGGCGGGGGCCGAGUGCACCGUGGACAUCUUUAAUGUGGCCUUGCAGCAGUCGCAGGCCUGUGGCCUCAUGACCCCAACGCUGGAGCAGUAUAUAUACCUCUACACCUGUCUGAACAGCGCACUCAUGGACGGGCUGCCUUGAGUCAGCACUGGUCACUGUGCUUGUGCACGAGCAGAAGAGGUCUGGGCCCUGCUGGGCAGUGACAAUGGGCCUCAGCAAGCCCGCUGGGGCCUGGCUUCCCUGGGAGGGCAGC
Messenger RNA from Neomonachus schauinslandi (Hawaiian monk seal), 5161 nucleotides. RefSeq names its product receptor-type tyrosine-protein phosphatase V-like. Gene Ontology annotation, biological process: protein dephosphorylation. Lineage: Eukaryota; Metazoa; Chordata; Mammalia; Carnivora; Phocidae. Gene Ontology annotation, molecular function: protein binding; protein tyrosine phosphatase activity. The record is from RefSeq and is a predicted model, not a curated record.